Pocillopora meandrina is the source of this 3630-nucleotide messenger RNA. NCBI's taxonomy places the organism in Eukaryota, Metazoa, Cnidaria, Anthozoa, Scleractinia, Pocilloporidae. The record is from the annotation of a GenBank genome assembly.
AUGCAUGUAGAAGUUAUUGUUCUUGGAUUGCUGCUCACAGUUAACUUAUCUGUUGCGGAGUUUGAAGUCUUAAGGAACCAAUGCAUGAGGACAGGAAUGUUUCAAGUAUCAGAAAAAGGCAAGGAUACCUCUUCCUUAUUAUUGUGUAUUUGGAAUUUGCGAUAUGAUUUUGAAAAGGAUAUAGAAAAUCCAAUGACGCGGUAGUUCUUGCGAAGAAAGUAAAUGUUUCGUUGGCUGAAUUAUUUAUUCGCUAAGUGGGAUUUCAAGGCUUUUUUCUGUGUUGUUAGAUGUUCGAUUUCCACUGCUGAUGACAAAUUGAUGCCAAUAUUAUGGGGGGAGAAAUAAUAGCUCAUCAGAAAGAGUCGUCCUUCAUAAAGUGUUCUCACAUUGACAUAACUCAAUAAUAACCGUCAAAUUUUUUUUUCAGGGCAAUUUUCAAGCUAAAUGCUUUUGUAUUAUACAUGAUUUUGAAUUUUAUGAAAUAUCGUAUAUUAACUUCACCAAUUGUAUUUUGUAAAUAUUCUUGAAUUGUGAAUAAUAACCGUCAAACUUGCUAAUAAAAUAGUCGCACUUUGUAAUAAUAGACUAUCGCACUUUGUAACAAACUCGGUAUAGAUGGUCGGAAGACCCGAUGAUAGCUGUCGUCAAUGUAAAUAAUCAUGAUAAUAACAGUAAUAUUAAUAAUAAUAAUAAUAAUAAUAAUAAUAGUAAUAAUAGGCUUAAUCAGUUUGAUUUGCGAAGUGUAUAAUCCUUAUCCUAUUCGCGAGUCGUUGCCUCUCGAGGCGUGAAGGUUGAAGUUAUCACGCGAAACCGGAGAUCUUUACGGGCCUUGCUAUUCUUAAUAUCUUAAUAUUUUGUGUAUACUGUCAACUUUCGCCAUUAUGGACACAACUGUACUUCCCCUAAAAGAUGUUUAAGUCGGAACGGCACAGUCGUCGUGGAGGGACACAUUAUUAUAACUGUCAUUAUAUCUGUGAUAUCAUCAUUUUUGUUCUCAUUAGUAUCAACAUAAAUACUGUAUCACUUGACUGUCACUAUUAUCAUCAACAGUAUCAUUUUAGUUAUCAUUUAAUUAAUCAUUACAAUAGUUAUUAUUACUCAGCUUAUAUUAUAGACGUUAUAAUUAUUAAUAUUAUUGUUAUUAUAAACAAUUAUUGGAAGAGGUUUUUGUGAUAUCCAGAAUAAUUAAGUGAUCAAAUAAGUUAGCAGAAAAGAUCCAUAUAUUUAAAACCUAUUCAAAUUAUCUCAAUUUAUUAGAUAUAUAAUUUUUCUUCUGUUGCUUUUCUUUGCCUCUUAACAGAUAGAGCUCUAAUAGGAUACAAAAUGGAUACGUAAGUAUAUGAAUGCAAAUCAUAAGGUGGCGACAAACUUUUGUGUGUGUGUGCAUGUGACUGUCGCCGGAAAUCAGAUCCUUCAAUCUCUGAAAGGACAUAAAUUUCAAAUAAUUUUAUUUCACUUCUUGAUUACACGAACAUCAGUUACAUACUGAUAUUUAACAUUUCUGAAAAAUCAGGCACCAAGUUCAUGAUGAGAUCGACUGCGGUAGAUGGUGUUUAAGUCGCGAUGGCUGUAAAUCGUACAAUUACCAGUACGAAGUUAAUCACACACAGCGACACACUUGUGAGAUCAGCUCACAUACCAAAGAAGCCAAGCCAGAGGCCUUUAGGAUGAAAGUGGGUUUUCAAUAUUAUGGAUUUCCACAAGCACAGAAGGUGAUGUAUUAACAAUUUGAUUUCGUAUGGUUAUUUCACGAAUAAGAUAGUCUUUUUAGUUCCGUUUUUUAAAUCGGUAAAGCUUGUUCCCUGUAUUAAAAUGGGGUGAAAAAAGUAGUAUCCAUUCAAUAGAAUCCGCUCUUAUCAACAUUUUGCAUCUCUACUACCUGAGGGUGGAACUGCCGUUGCGACGAACGAAAAAGGUUCGAAUAACUUUUGCAGCCUAAACAGCAUAUAUAACAAUCCCAGAAAUUUCGACAGUAAGAAGCUAAGGUUAAAAUGAAAAAAUGGAGUAAGUUUUGAAAGAAACUAUGGUGCUGAGUUGGUGGGGUAUAUACUCAACUGAGUGGUUAAUACAAAUCGACAUCCGUAAAGAGUUUCUAAAGUGACGUUUUGAACGUUCGCCCUUCGUCAGGGUAUUAAUAUGGCAUUGGGCUUUCCUCUAAUAAAACUAUGCUAAAACAAAGUGUAAAAUAGUUGAUUGCUAUUUUACUUAACAGAAUGCAAGGAAUACUGAAAAUAAAGGACAUGCUCGCAGUUUCCCACGAAAUACGCUAUGGUAUUUAGUGAAUUUAGAAAAGUACUCAACUAUAUUACCUCCCACAGAAGCCUAUAGGGUGUGCAAAGUACGCCUGUUAUAACGGCGGGACAUGCGUGGACACGUGUCAUGGAGACAUGUUUCACUGUCAGUGUACAAACUUGUUCCGCGGUAAACAAUGUGAAAGGCCGAAAGGUACGAUAUCUAUUGUUCGUAUUAAUUAUUGCCGAAAAUAACGAACAGAAAGCAAUGGACCAACUACUCUAACAUAUUACGGUGAUGUUAGCAUUAACUGUUAUUGUUUUUUGUUUUGUUGGUUUUUUUUUUCGCGUAAAUAUGCAAGGCAUUUCAUUUGGCGAUGUUGAGUCUACCUCCUGGAGUAGUCAGCUAUUCACGCAAAUCAGCAUUAUCACUCUUCGCCUAAUAGCAGUAUCCCACCCAACAAAUUGGGAAAGGAAAACCUAGGGAACCUUUCAUCAAACCGAAGGCACACUGAAACGUUUGAGUUUUAACUAUCCAUUGAACACUAACACGAAGAAAUAACAGUUUUUAAAAAAGCUGAUAAUUAGCUCGAAAUUCCAUAUUUGGCAAUUUGCUUGCAAGAAUGCAAGAAAAACAGUGAAUAAUCGGAGAGUGAAGCAAAACUUUAAUAGUGUCAAGCCUUUUUCCUAGCUUUGUUCUUGCGGUUCUUAGCUACCUUCAUGAUUUUAAUUAUAUUCCACAGCUCGCAACUGCAAGGAAUUGUAUGACCUUGGUGUACCAUCGACCGGUGCUCAGCGAGUGGCACCGGAUGAUCAAGCAUUUGGAAUAUCAGUUUACUGUGAUCAAACUACAGAUGGUGGAGGAUGGCUUGUUGUGCAGAGACGUAACAGUCCAUUUGGCGUGUUAUUCUCCAAGAACUGGUCGGAUUACGAAACAGGCUUUGGAUCUCUGUCUGGCUCAUUCUGGAUUGGAAAUCGAUACUUGUCACGCCUAACAACAAUCCCUGUACAGCUGCGAAUAGAGCUCAAGGCAAGCGCAGGCGCGCAAGGUUAUGCCGUUUAUGAGAACUUUUCAAUAUCUGGCCCACGUGAUAAUUACCGCCUCAGCGUAGGGAGGAACAUAACAGGGACAAUAGGCAACGCAAUCAACGGUGACAGCAACAUGGCACUUGUAGAAGAUGGCAUGCAAUUUUCAACUGGUGACAGAGACAAUGAUGGCAAUUUUCUGGCAAACUGUGCCGUUAUAAGCAGUCUGUCUGGCUGGUGGCUCAACAACUGUGGUCGUGCUAAUUUGAAUUCUAAUCCACCCCAGUGGGAUGAGUGGAAAUUUUACGACACUUCAAUCAACUAUACCGAGAUGAAAAUUCGCCCCAUGAAGCAACCAUUUUCUGUGACAUAG